Molecule: messenger RNA, 804 nt
Organism: Aspergillus alliaceus
Lineage: Eukaryota; Fungi; Ascomycota; Eurotiomycetes; Eurotiales; Aspergillaceae
Gene: cnaB
Product: calcineurin regulatory subunit B
Exons: 5
Coding region: 195-776 (193 amino acids)
Molecular function (GO): calcium ion binding; calcium-dependent protein serine/threonine phosphatase regulator activity
Source: RefSeq, a predicted model, not a curated record
CAUUGAUCACCGCGUUGCAGUUGAGACCCCUUAUCUCUUACACACCCAUUUUUCCCGAUUUUAAUUAUUUACCUGUUUUAUUUUAUCAAAGGAAGAAAAAGAAAAAGAAACUUUCUGAUCAUCCCUUUUCACUUCCUCUUCCAUCACCCGACCGCUUACCAAACAUCACGUCUCCCCACCACCCGACUAUCACCAUGGAACAUUCCUCCGCACCGAACAAUGCCGCGCUGUACGAUGCGCGCCGACGAAGAGGCUCAGUCGGAACGUCGCAACUAUUCGAGAACAUUGUCUCCGCCUCCAACUUCGACAGAGAUGAGGUCGAUAGACUCCGAAAGCGAUUCAUGAAACUGGACAAGGACAGCUCGGGAACAAUUGAUCGCGAUGAAUUUCUGUCUCUUCCCCAAGUUUCAUCCAACCCGCUGGCAACGAGAAUGAUCGCAAUCUUCGAUGAAGACGGAGGUGGCGACGUCGACUUCCAAGAAUUCGUCUCGGGUCUCUCAGCCUUCUCAUCCAAGGGAAACAAGGAGGAAAAGCUCCGCUUCGCUUUCAAGGUCUACGAUAUCGAUCGCGACGGGUACAUUUCCAAUGGCGAACUGUUCAUCGUGUUGAAGAUGAUGGUCGGGAAUAACCUGAAGGACGUCCAGUUGCAGCAAAUCGUCGAUAAGACUAUCAUGGAGGCGGAUAAGGAUCAGGAUGGAAAGAUCAGCUUCGAGGAAUUCACGGAUAUGGUGGAGAAUACGGAUGUCAGUUUGAGUAUGACAUUGAACCAGAUUUAAGCCUUGAGCGAUGGGGGUUGUUUUCGCU